AUGGCCACCGCUGGGCAGGGCACUGGCAUGCGUGGCCCUGACAUCAAAGGGGUGUCAGGGAUACUGCAGGUGUCAGUGUACGUGCAUCCCAGCACCGAGGCCGCAGGUGAGAGUGCCUGCUGGGGUGACUGGGCGGCUGUCUCCCAGCUGGCUCCCGGCCCCUCCUCCUGGUUAAUGACUAAACAUUAUCAGCAUAUCCUAGCAUUUACUUUUGCCUUUAAUGAAAUCAAGAAGGAUUCCAAACUCUUACCCAACACCACACUGGGAUCAGACAUCCACGACAAUGCUUUCAACUCACUGCGAAGCUCUCAAGGCAUUAGGAAUCUCCUUUUCAGAGGGCGGAAGAAUCAUGUCAAUUAUGACUGUGACAAGAAGAAGAAAAGUGUCCCACACAGCACAUGUGUUGAGAGCUGCCCCACCGGACACAGCAGGAUUGUUCAAGAGGGGAAGCAAGUUUGUUGCUAUGAUUGUGCUCAAUGCCCGGAAGGGAAAGUUGCAAUCCAGAUGGAUGCAGACCAAUGUGAGAUAUGCCCAGAAGAGGAAUAUCCAAAUGAGAAAAGGGACCAGUGCCUUCCCAAACUCAAAACCUACUUAUCUUACGAGGACCCCAUGGGAGCAGGCUUGGCUUCUAUCGCUGUUUCAUGUUUUGUGGCCACAAUUAUAGUGAUGGGGAUCUUCAGCACACACUGGAACACACCCAUUGUCAAAGCCAACAAUCGAAGCAUCACCUGUGUCCUGCUCUCCUCUCUGCUGUCCGGCUUUCUGUGCUCCUUCUUGUUCUUCGGCCAGCCUGGGACGGUGACUUGCCUCCUCCGGCAAACGUUGUUUGGCAUCAUCUUCACCAUUGCUGUGUCUUGCAUAUUGGCCAAAACUGUGACUGUGGUGGUUGCCUUCAUGGCCACCAAGCCAGAGAACAGGAUGAGGAAGUGGGUGGGAAAGAGACUGGCCAUGUCAGUCAUCAUUCCCUGUUGUUUAAUUCAAACUGGCAUCUGUACAUUGUGGUUGGCAACUUCGCCCCCUUUCCUAGAGUCUGACAUGCACUCCCAAGUGGGUCAUAUCAUUAUACAGUGUAAUGAAGGCUCAGACAUCAUGUUCUACAUUGUACUGGGCUACAUGGGUCUUCUGGCCACCAUCAGUUUCAUGGUGGCCUUCCUAGCCCGGACAUUGCCUGAUUCCUUCAAUGAAGCCAAGCUGAUCACCUUCAGCAUGCUGGUCUUCUGUAGCGUUUGGAUCUCCUUUGUCCCCACCUAUCUGAGCACCAAGGGGAAAAACAUGGUGGCCGUGGAGAUCUUCUCCAUCUUGGCCUCUAGUGGAGGUUUAUUGGCUUGUAUCUUCUUCCCCAAAUGCUACAUUAUUAUUUUCAGGUCUCACUUGAACACCAGAGAGCAGCUAGUAAGGAAAAAAUAA
Messenger RNA from Eublepharis macularius, 1407 nucleotides. Its product is annotated as vomeronasal type-2 receptor 26-like. The record is from RefSeq and is a predicted model, not a curated record. NCBI's taxonomy places the organism in Eukaryota, Metazoa, Chordata, Lepidosauria, Squamata, Eublepharidae. Gene Ontology annotation, cellular component: membrane. Gene Ontology annotation, biological process: G protein-coupled receptor signaling pathway. Bases 1 to 1407 code for a protein of 468 amino acids. Gene Ontology annotation, molecular function: G protein-coupled receptor activity. The transcript has 5 exons.